Nymphalis io (European peacock) is the source of this 1173-nucleotide messenger RNA. It is a transcript of the gene AP-2sigma, whose product is annotated as AP-2 complex subunit sigma. Gene Ontology annotation, cellular component: membrane coat; intracellular membrane-bounded organelle; AP-2 adaptor complex. The record is from RefSeq and is a predicted model, not a curated record. NCBI's taxonomy places the organism in Eukaryota, Metazoa, Arthropoda, Insecta, Lepidoptera, Nymphalidae. The transcript is spliced from 4 exons. Gene Ontology annotation, molecular function: clathrin-cargo adaptor activity. The coding region runs from base 117 to 545 and encodes 142 amino acids. Gene Ontology annotation, biological process: intracellular protein transport; clathrin-dependent endocytosis.
UUGACACCUGAUUACGAUUUUUAAAAAAUGUCAAAAUCUGACAAUCAGAUGCUAAAACCUGAAAGGGAGGCGUUAAUCCUAAUACAGUUUGAUAUUUCUUAUUUAAAUUAUAUAAAAUGAUUCGCUUCAUUUUAAUACAAAACCGUGCAGGUAAGACUCGGUUAGCUAAAUGGUACAUGAAUUUUGAUGAUGACGAGAAACAGAAGCUUAUUGAGGAAGUCCACGCUGUUGUGACCGUUCGUGAUGCAAAACAUACUAACUUUGUUGAGUUCCGUAAUUUCAAGAUUGUGUAUAGAAGAUAUGCAGGACUCUAUUUCUGUAUAUGUGUGGAUGUGAACGACAAUAAUCUCUGCUACUUGGAGGCUAUACACAACUUUGUUGAGGUUCUCAAUGAGUACUUCCAUAAUGUCUGCGAGUUGGAUCUGGUCUUUAAUUUUUACAAGGUAUACACAGUUGUUGAUGAGAUGUUCCUGGCGGGAGAGAUCAGAGAGACAUCACAGACAAAAGUACUGAAACAGCUUUUAAUGUUGAACUCAUUAGAGUGAACUAUAUUUAUAAAGUAGAGUCUCAUACAUAGAAUUAAAUAAAUAUUUACUUUAUAUUUAUGAAAUCCAAUGAAAUAAUUGUAUAUAAACAAUUUAUUUAAAGUACAGCAUUAUUAUUGUAGACUGUAUUUAAAAGUAUUGAUUAUGUUUAAAGAAAAUCAAAGGUUCUUUUUGAGAUAAUUAAAAAAAGUGGUUUUUCAUAACAAAAUUUAUAGUAUUUAGCCUUAGCUAUAAAUUCCUACAAUGAAUCAUAUAUAUUAGCAUUUUUUUAUUAUCUAAUAUAAAUUUUAAGCUUGUCACCUAUUGCAGCCUAACAAUGCUUUAUAUCUCGCAGAAAAUAUGACAUUACAAAUGGUAAUAGUAAAAGCCGGCAAAGAUAUAAGUUUUGUUAGAUGAAAUGUCUAUUAUAAUUUUGCCAUUUCUGAAAAAACGUAAGCAUCUGUUUUUUAUUUUGGAAAUAUAUCGUAAAACUAUUGAAAAUGUUGCAGAAAUUGAUAUCAAUACAAUAAACCAGUAUAAGGUUUAUUUUAUAAAUAGUUUAUAAAAUGUAUAAUUUAUAAAGUUCGUGUGCUUUAGUGAAUACUCAUUCCACUGUAAAGUAAGGUGUAUUAAAUGUUAUUACAAAUUA